This is a messenger RNA of Camellia sinensis, 1003 nucleotides long. RefSeq names its product nucleolar-like protein. NCBI's taxonomy places the organism in Eukaryota, Viridiplantae, Streptophyta, Magnoliopsida, Ericales, Theaceae. Gene Ontology annotation, cellular component: nucleolus. The record is from RefSeq and is a predicted model, not a curated record. Gene Ontology annotation, biological process: ribosomal large subunit biogenesis.
UUCACCUUAAACCCUAAAACCCCCGAGCCGCUCACCCGCCCUCUUCGUCUCUGAUCUUGUGCGGAGAGAGAGAUGGGGAGAUCGCGAAGGAAGUACAAGAAUUCGAGAACGAAGGUUCAAGUGGGACUACCAAAGAAGAAUCCUCGCAUAUUCAAACCUUCCUUCUCUCUCCCUCCAAAGCUUCGUUCCAUGAUCGAUUCCUCCGAUCCCAAAUGGGACGACCAAGGCAGGGUUCUCGACAACUACAAAGCUUUCGGCCUUGUUUCUAACCCUAACUUCCUCGGCGUCCGAUCUCGCACUUCUCACAUCAUCGAAAGCGAGUCUCUUCAGGUUCCUCCUCCCGCCGCCGAUUCCACUGUCUCCGAGUUCGACCCCGUCGAUUCCGGCAGCGACCUUGAAGAAGACGACUUAAAAUCAGCCCUUGGAAAGAAGCGAAGAGAUGGGAAGAGUGCACCUCUGCAACCACUGACAACCAUGCAACGAACUCACAUUGGCAGACUCAUAGAAAAAUAUGGAGAUGAUUAUCAGAGCAUGUUCAUGGAUACAAAACUUAACAGGAUGCAGCAUUCGGUUGGCACUUUGGAGAAUUUAUGCAAAAGAUACCACAUGUAUAAAGAUAAAAAUCCCUUGAUUGUGGGCUGUUGAGCAUGAUUCAGCUUGGAUUAUAUCAGGAGAUUCUGCAGUUGCAACCGGAAUUUUUCUUAAAUUUUACUGUAAGGGGUAUAAUGAUUUUUGGAUAUCAGAGGUGUUUUUUCCUAGCUCUUUGGGCUUUUAUAUUGUAUGAUGAUUGCUCCAAGUCCUUACCCUCCAGAGAAUGUCCUAUAUGGAAAUUUGGAUCUCAUACGAAAGUUUUAGUCAUUUUAUGUCGUUUCUGCAAAACUUCUUGUUUCUUUUUUUCUUUUUUGGAAUUGUUUUCUCACAGCUUCUUUGAUAACAAAUUAGUCAUUGAAGUUGCUGAAAAGCAUGGUGAACUUCAAUCCACUAGUGUUUUCUUGGUUUGUAA